UUGAAGUAAAAAGCAAUGAUUAAGUAUAUAUUAUACACAAUGUUAUACAUUGGUAAGGUAUGGUUUAAAGAAUUGGUAUUUUAUAUGAAAUACCUAUUGAAUUUUGGAGACAGAGUGCAGACCUUGUUUCAAAAUAUUGCAUAUAUUGGUAAAUGGAUGGUAUGGUAUACCAAAUAUCUAUUGAAUUUCAAUGACGGACUGCAUGCAAUACGAAUAUCCCUGCAACCGGUCAAUGCCAAUCCGGAAGAUGCAGUCUACAAUAUUACUGUACAAGGAAAUGGAAUAGCGGUUCAAUUUAAUCAAAUCGAAAUAAAUCAAGAAAUUGGCAAUGGUAUACAAAUUGUUCAAACCGAGGCUAAUGGUGUACUUCCAUUAGAUAUUUCAACAAUGAUUGUAAAUAGAAAUGGUAAUGACGGAGACUCUGAAUGGUUCUUUCGUUGGAUAGAAAUAGAUGGAGGAAAUAGAUUUUCAUUUCAUAAGAUAAUAACGCAAGAAGGUUUUUCCAGUAGAAAAGAUACGCUUUUACCUCAAGAUGAAGGCAGUCGGUAUCAUAGAGAUCUACGAACCUUUGAUCUUGCUGAGCAAAGACUUAAAUAUGGAUAUGGAUUGUAUAAUUGCCAUGAUACAGAAUUACCGGUCAAGAUUGCAAAUUUGCCAAUGGAAGAGAACUUUUCAUUCUGCUACGUUUUGACAAAUAGUAUAAUUCCAACCGCUGGAAUGCUUCUAUCUGAAGGAUACAUAAUGUUCAAGAUGUUAUUGAAUCGGUUUCCACAUCUUCCUGGAAGGUGGAGAUUGUUGGAAGAAAUCAACACAGCUUACCAAAUAUAUUUUAAAGCACCAAGAGGUAACAUCAAUUGGGAAGACGAUCAGCAUUUUGCGUUGCAACGACUUAAUCAGUGCAACUCGUCGUUAAUAAGGCGGGUAAAUAACAUAGAUCAGAUUGCAGACAUCAUGAACAAUCUGCCAAAUGGUGUCCUCAAUGCUAUUGUUGACGUCAAUGCAGCGAUAGAAGGACAUCAAUUAUACUUCACCAACAUCAACGUACCAGAAGGUUUAGCGAUUCCUAGUCCGGUAGUGCUAUUCGAAAGAACAAAUGAUGAUAAUUUUCUUCCUGUUGCUAUUAAUCUGAAUGUUGCUAUUGGAGGACAAUUUGUGUUUCAACCAGAUGACGAACCAAAUGCGUGGCGACUAGCUAAGAUGUGGGCCAAUUUAGCAGAUGCAUCGAUGCAACUAAGCGUUACCCAUUUAGGGCUAACUCAUGUAUUAAUGGAAGGCAUUGCUAUUUGUGUACACCGCAAUCUCUCAUCAAGACAUCCGAUUUAUAAAUUGCUUGUACCACAUUUUUAUUAUAACCUUGCUAUCAACGAAUUGGCACGCGAAACCCUGUUUAUUCCUGGGGGAUAUCUAGACAAUACUAUGAACAUUCAUUCAACUGGAGUUUUGCAAUUGAUUAGACAAAGGUUGGGCGACUGGAAUAUGAAUAUCGAUGGCACGUUUCCACGAGAUCUAGAAAAUAGAGGUCUUACAGGUGAUGAUGGAGUUAACCAGGUUAACAUACCUGGGUUUUUCUAUGCCGAAGACGGUUUGCAACUAUACAAUGCUAUACACAAUUAUGUAGAUCAAUAUGUCCAUCACUACUAUUCAGGAGUUAAUGACGAAGAUAUCUUGGAUAGGUUGUUAGGCGACACUGAGAUACAGGCCUUUUACGCAGAACUAGUGCUACCACGUGGACAAGAAAAUGGAGGAAUUGGAAUACAGGGAGUUCGAAUUCCAGGAGACAACGACAGAUUCUGGACAACUGGUCAGCUUAUUGAUACCCUUACAUCAACAAUAUUCAUAUGUUCGGUUAUGCAUGCUGCUACAAAUUUUCCACAGUAUGAUCAAUAUGGAUUCCCGCCAAAUUAUUCAACAUUACUUCAUGGAGCACCACCUCUAAAUGCGAAUGGGAUAGAAGACCAAGCUGUAUUAGAUUGUCUUCCGUCAGUCAGAGAAACAUUCGACAUCAUGACUAAUUUUACUCUUCUCAGUCAAGAAACAACACAACCACUCGGACAGUCUGAAGUUCAAUUGAUUGAAGACCCAAAUGCAGUCACAAUCCUGAAUACGUUCAGAGCAGAAUUGGCCCUAAUUGAACAGGAGAUUAAUGAUCGGAACCAAGAAAUUAUAGCAGGAAACCUGAAUCCAAAUUUUAUUCCAUAUACUAGACUUUUACCAAGCAAUAUUCCGAAUUCAAUUGCAAUAUGAAAAACAAAGUUGUUGUAAAUGCACAGCAACAUAUAACCAAAAUAUAUGUUAGUUGAUGUAUUAGUCAAAACAUUUUUUUUUAGUAACUAGCCGUUAUCACUUCGAAAAGGAUUGAUCAGAACUUUUGCGAGUUUGUACUUGAACUCUACAGUUGUUUACAUCGUCGCCUUUUUGUCUCCGGUGGAUAUACGUCUUUUGACUAUCUGCCCACCUCUCCUUAUUAUUGUAUUAAAAAACAUGGCUCAUGUAUUUCGUAAAUUUUUUAUAAAUAAGAACACUAAAUGUCUAUUAAACAUUGAUAGUAUAUAUGUAACACUCCCAAACGUGUCCUUCCCCCCAAACGUGUCCGAUUCCCUCAAACGUGUCUAUUCCCCCAAACGUGUCCGUUAUAUUCAAUGUUGCCCAAACGUGUCCGAUUUCAUAACCCCCAAACGUGUCCGAUAAAUGUUAUUCGCCAAAACGUGUCUACUGUUAAACGCCAGAACGUCUCACGUCUAUUAGCGCUAAUACAUGUAUGUACAUGUUAACGGCAAAUUCUAUGAUGGGGGACACAUUUGAUGAUUAUCAUAAUUGCAAAUUUAAUCUGUAACACAAAAAAUUAACUUUUGACUGUAAUUGUUUAUUGUCCAGUUGCAAGUAUUUCAUGCAUAUUUAAAGCGAAUAUACAAAUCAUUUUAGUACAGUUGAUUUAAUCGUUUACUAAGUGAAUUAUUUUGUACAAAUAAAAUCUAAGACGAUGCAUUUUCAUAAAAAUCCUGUGUGUGAAUAUUACACGGCGGGAAAAAAUUGACUACCCUUUUUUCAACAGUCCUGAUAUUUUAAAAGCUCUUCAAAUCAUUAACUGGUUUUCGGUUGUUUUUUUUAGGUUUCGAGCAUCACUAAAGACACACAAACGAGAGACAUAACGUCCAGUGCCAAAUAUUUCAUGCAUUAUUUGAACGACAUCAUGUUAACAAUUAAUGACCCCCAAGAAUAGAAGUAUGAACACCAUUGGUCUUCCUCCGGCCGGCAGUAAAACCCUCGCCAAAGUGGGACGUCCGUUAGGCUGUGCGGGAUAUACAAAUUUGCAACCACGUCCGGUCAGAAUGGGGACGUUACAUCCGAUGCCUCGUUUAAAAAGAGUGCCACGCUCUUUGCACGUUAGGAACCCUUGCAACAACUCUUCGAGGGGUCCGUAGAUGACCUGUUGCAUGGCUAAAUUUUUGUCCCAAUCCAAUAUACCCUCAUAUCCCGUGGCAGUUUAAAUUUCUUCGACCUUCAUCCCGGACGCCUCUAUUACAGAACCUGCCUAUUUUAUUUAUUGUUAAUUUGUUCUUGUCCUGAAUAUGCAUGAAAUAUUUGCAACUGGACGUUAAGCAAUCAAUCAAUCAAUUAAUACUGUAGAUAGGUUCUAUUAUUAUACAGGAAAUUUAUGAUUGGGCCUAAAUUUUUACGGGUAUUCGGGAUUAACACUAGUUUGGAUAUUAAUAAUAUUUAAGAGCGAGUAAAGACCGUUUUUUUAUCACUUCAGUAAAACACUUCUUCAAUCUCAGUUUUGUAUUAGAGGUCGUUUUAAAUAAAAGUUGCUGAAAUCUUAACUGCCACUAGAAAAAAAUCAAUAGGGACAAAAUUGUUGCCUUCCGAAAUACAACGGAUGGCACCAUGAAAGAGUUGUCAGAAAGGUUUUAAUCUGCAGAGAAAGGGACUUUCUACCUACACGAAGUAUCUGAUUUAAUAUCCAGAAAUUAACUUAGCGUGGCUGCUUACAUUUACAUCCUACAUAGCUUAGCAGACGCCCCACUUUAACCGUUAUACUGUUAAAAAAAGACCUAUAGUAAUUUUUUUUUUUUUUUUUAUGAAAUAGUAAAAUGAGUUUACGUUAAUGAAAAAGCAAUAACCAAAUAACGUACGUAUUUAUAAUAUGGACACGAAUGAUAGUUCAUUUAUAGAAAAAAAAUGAAGGUUGAUAUGGACACGUUUGGGGGAUUGGACACGUUUAGGUGUUUAUUAAAAAAUGGACACGUUUGGGCGUUCAUACAAAUGACACGCUUUGGCGCCCUUUUACAUUAAGACUUGUUUUGCAGUUCAGUGACGUCAUGUGGACACGUUUGGGGGAAUCGGACACGUUUGGGGGGAAGGACACGUUUCUGAGUGUUACAUAUAUGUAUAGAUC
This is a messenger RNA of Mytilus californianus (California mussel), 4396 nucleotides long. Its product is annotated as polyunsaturated fatty acid lipoxygenase ALOX15B-like. Gene Ontology annotation, biological process: lipid oxidation. NCBI's taxonomy places the organism in Eukaryota, Metazoa, Mollusca, Bivalvia, Mytilida, Mytilidae. The transcript is spliced from 15 exons. Gene Ontology annotation, molecular function: oxidoreductase activity, acting on single donors with incorporation of molecular oxygen, incorporation of two atoms of oxygen; metal ion binding. The coding region runs from base 16 to 2244 and encodes 742 amino acids. The record is from RefSeq and is a predicted model, not a curated record.